Molecule: messenger RNA, 4020 nt
Organism: Acanthaster planci (crown-of-thorns starfish)
Lineage: Eukaryota; Metazoa; Echinodermata; Asteroidea; Valvatida; Acanthasteridae
Biological process (GO): signal transduction
Cellular component (GO): cell surface
Molecular function (GO): calcium ion binding
Source: RefSeq, a predicted model, not a curated record
UUCACUCGUAAUAAAUUACAGAAUACCCCGUUUGAUAACCUUUAUGUAGUAAAGCCAUGUGACUGCGGAACAGGCUCAUUGAGUUGCUCCCAGCCCAACGGAACGAAGAUCUGCACCUGCGCAGACGGUUACAAGCUUGCCCUAAAUGGAGCUAGCUGUAUCGCUCUCUCUAGCGACUUUGACCUCCUGUUCCCCACGGCCAGCACAUCAGAUUACGUGAUGCUACGAGGCACCAUGCCAAGUCUCAAUGCUCUGACGCUGGCCCUCUGGAUGCGGACCACUGACAAGACAAACGCCGGGACUCCCUUGUCAUAUGCGACGCGUGAGGCAGACGGCACGCUGCAAGACAACGCCUUCACUGUCACUGACUACAACAGCUUGGCUAUUAUUAUCAACGGGGAGUUUAUGUACAUGGAUGAGAAGCUCAACAGUGACUGCAACUGGCAUCACGUUGCCAUCACUUGGGCCAGCCUAGAUGGCCAUUGGGCCAUUUAUGUAGACGGGACUGUCAGACGGUCCGGUUAUGACUUCAAGACUGGUUCCUUCAUACAGGGAUCGGGUGUGCUGGUCCUGGGACAGGAACAAGACAGCUACGGAGGUUCCUUCGCUAAGACCCAGGCCUUUGUAGGGGAUUUAAGCCAGUUGAAUAUGUGGGACUACGCCAUGACACCUGAUGAGAUAACAACAGUGUAUUCGUCAUGUGCAGUAUCGGGUAACGUGCUUGCCUGGUCACAUGUUGCUACAGGUAUCCAAGGAGAUGUCAUCCUUGUUCAGAGCUCGCAUCUUUGUCCAGAUAUAAAUGACUGCCAGUCGUCGACGUGUCGCAAUGGUGCUACGUGUUUCGACCUGAUUGGCUCUUUCAAGUGCCACUGUGCCUUGGGUUAUCAUGGUACAAACUGUGAAUUCCUGAGUGCAUCAUGUGCCCCUGAGACCUGUCUUAAUGGCGGCAGUUGCCAUGACAACGGUUCAGUGUUGUCCUGCACGUGUGUUCCGAGUUAUUCAGGAGAAAGAUGUGAACAGCAGGACCUGUGCCUGUCAGUCACAUGCUUGAAUGGAGGCAUCUGUGUAAAUGACGGUCCUACGGCAACAUGCAACUGCACUUCGGGUUUUGUGGGUCGUAGUUGUGAGUACGAUGUAAACGAGUGCGAGUCUGACAAUGGCGGCUGUGCGCAAUCGUGCCACAACACACCAGGCUUUUUCCUCUGCAGUUGUUUCAGUGGAUUUGCAUUACAGCCGGAUGGCCAUUCAUGUAAUGAAGUCCCACUAGUAAUAACAUGUCCUGACUCAGUGAUCGUAGAAGCCGAUCUAGGACUUUCUUCUACUGAGGUCAGCUGGGACAUGCCAACUGUCCAUGGCAGGUUGCAAGGAGCAGAAGCCUUCCCCAUCACGGUCAGUCCAAGCGGUAUGAGAUCCCCUCAUCGCUUUGAGAUCGGUUCCACGGUGGUCACUUACAAGGUGACGGACGGGGCCGCCCUAAGCUCGGUGUGCUUUUUCAGAGUAGACAUUCAAGACACACAGCCACCGACAGUGGAAAAUUGUCCUGGGCCAAUUAUUGACAUCGUCUCCUCCAAAACAUUCAAAGCCGUGUCGUGGGAUGAGCCUGAAUUCGCUGAUAAUUCGAACCAAGAGCUUCAUAUCGUCAAGUCACACGAGCAAGGGGAUGAGUUGACUUGGGGUUCCCAUAUCGUGACUUACACAGCUACAGAUGGGGCAGGACUGAGCGGCGAAUGUCGCUUCACGAUUCGCCUUGGACCGUCCUCAUGUCCAAAUUACCCGGACCCGCGUAACGGCCUCAGGGCCUGUGACCAGUGGCUCUUUGGUCAGUUCUGCCGGGUUUACUGCAACGAGGCUUUUGAGUUCGCCGAGACGCCGGCUGAAUGGUAUGUCUGCUCUCGGGGUAGCUGGCGAACUCAACCACCUGGCCGGGCCACGCCUUGGCCAGAUUGCUCGGAAAGAGCAGCUGCAGACGGGUACCAACGGGGUAUGACAUCCCAGUACUACGUGAGGGACUGCUCGCUCGAAAAUACGGUUCAAGCCAUCAAAGAAGCCUUCGUUGAAGACUUCAGGGAGAGCGUAAUGGGAAGACACGGUGGCUGCGUCAUGGAUAACUCAUGCACGGUUGAGUACGUGACCGUGUACUGUGGGGAGAUUGACGAGGAAAGGCGGCGAAGAAGACGCCGUCAGACUGUCUUUGCUGACGAGACAGACCUAAGCAACAUCGUCACCUUAGAUUUCACUGUGGCAACUCGGAUCCGGUCUUCGGAUAAAACGCGAUACCAUGAUCAACUGGAACACGCCAGGCAGACACUUGAUGAAAUCAGCCGAGACUACGAACGACUUGCACAGGUUGGACAGAUGCAACUGUUGAUUGAGAGUGAAACCCUUCCCAUCGUAGAGGGCGCAGUCACGAUCAACAAAAGUGCUCCACUGUGCCGUCGUGGAUCCGUCGCAUUGAAUGAUACUGACUGCAUAAGCUGCCCUGUGGGUUCGUACUUCGACGGCAAAACAGAAACCUGCAAAGUUUGUGCUGAAGGGACGUACCAGGACGAGGAGGGACAGGAUCAAUGCAAGCCGUGUCCCUGGGGGACAUGGACCGAUGGAUCCCGAGCCAAGGACGUCAACGAGUGCCGCCUGGAGUGUAAACCCGGAACGUUCUCACCGUCUGGACUGACCACUUGCCGACCGUGUCCGAGGGGUUCCUUCCAGCCCAACUUCAAGCAAAUGGCCUGCUUGCCGUGUAUGGAAGGUACAACCACGUCAACAAAGGGAGCUAGGUCACCGAGCGACUGCCAAGUUAUCUGUGGCCCAGGAACAUUCAGUGCAACUGGACUCCAUCCAUGUCAGCCUUGCCCACUGGGAUCGUAUCAGCCUUCGGAGCAACAAGCUCGAUGCAUUCCGUGUGCGGGUGGUGGAACGACGGCUAUUUACGGUGCCACAUCUGAAGACGAAUGCAUAGAUCAACAGAUAUAACCCACAUGAUUUCGUGUUCUGUAACGUUAAUCAACGUUCAUCAUAGUUAUCCUUUAAGCCGAAAUAAGCUCACAACAAGCUAUAUAUUGGUGAAUUACUUUCGACACCUCAUCUUUACAGACUCUAAAGAUGGAGAUUUCUCGACCCGUUUCACCAAGAAACUGUCCAUAAAUCACUAAUGAAGAAAUAACCCUGUUGCUGCUCUCCAUUCGAAGCAGCACACCUUCCUUGUAAUGUUAUGGCUUGCAUGGAACCCCAUCCCAUCUUCUACACAGAAUAGAACGUACGCACUGUAUUAGACAAAACGAAGAGUGUUGCAGUCUCACUGUUCAAAUAUUUCCAUUUUUUCCUGGGCAAAGGCUCCGGCAGUGAAAUUAUCCGAGCUGUUCAGUAAUUAUCUCCCGUAAAUACGUUUAUAUCAUAUUUCUUUUCACAUAACUGAUUCCAAUUUAUGUCGCUGAAAUACAGACUAAAUAGUUUGUAAACACAAAUCAGUCAAUUUAUGGAUUUAUCUUACAGAAUUUUUUCACUCUAUCCGUCUUUUUAAAGAGCAAGUAUUUAGAGUUUAUUCCGUUAUUUUUUUCAUUUAAAAAACGGUAAAUAACAUAACAGGAAAAGUCGUCGUAAUUUUUGCUGCCGAAAAUGCUUUCCGUGUUACUUUUAAAGCAUAUUCUGUAAUUCUGUUGUUUCUUUAGAGUAUCGUGUUUCUUUGUAAGAUCAAAAUGAAAAAGACAUUAUACAUCUUUAUUUCGGGAAGUUCCAUAUGGUAAUUUCCAUUGCAUAAAAACAAAAAAGCUCCAAAUUAAAGACUACAAAUAGCAAAUCAGAUAAUGAGGACAUAUUACGGAGGUUCUAUUACAAGCGGUCUCGACUGAAUUGUGUCUGUUCCCUUGGGGAAAUAUUCACUUGAGAAGAACACAGACUACAUGAAAUUGUGGUUUAUGCAAACGACCUUAGUGACCGACCGCUUAGAAAGUGAGAAUUUACUAAAAUAAUAAGCGUAGGUUACCACAAACUGCCAGAAAUAAACUAGAAACAUGGAUGAGAGCA